AACUCCCAGCGCUCCGCGGCGCGGCCCAGCGGCGGCCGAGGAGGCGAGAGAGGCUGCCCCGGGAGCCGAGUUCUCCUUCAGGCCGCAGCAUGAACGGCAGCGUGGCGGGCGGCGGCGGCAGCUACGCCGAGGAGAUCAUCAGCCUCACCCGCAGACCCUCAGGGUUGGGCUUCAACAUUGUUGGUGGGACAGAUCAGCAGUAUAUUGCCAAUGACAGCAGCAUCUAUGUCAGCCGGAUCAAAAAGGAUGGGGCAGCUUACCUUGAUGGCCGUUUACAAGAAGGAGAUAAAAUUUUAGCGAUCAAUGGCAAAGACUUGAAGGAUCUGCGGCACAAGGAUGCUGUGGAACUGUUCAGGAAUGCAGGCUAUUACGUGUCUCUGAAAAUUCAGCGCAGGUUGCAGCCACAGAAUGGCCCUGUGGGUCAUCGAGGAGAUGGAGAAUCAGGUGGGCUUCCUCUAGCAGCCAUUCUUGUGCCAGGCCUGGCGCUUGCUGUGACAGCAGUCUGGAUCUUGCUGAGGUAUCGACAGCGGAUGUGAAGAGGUCACGUCUGGGAUAUCACUGCGUGUUUUACACAGCUAUGAUGUGAUUUAAAGAUAAGAGAAUCAACGAUCUUGUCACAGACUGAUGCCAGAAAGGAUCAUUGCCUAUCACCAAAGCUGCUGCUGAUGUUCUUAUAUAUUGAUUUUGUUGCAGGGUGGAUAGAAGCAGAGAGAAAAAAGGGAAGGGAGAAGACUGUGUUUAUGUAAAGAGUGGGAUAGCUGUAUUUUUUGACAAAUCUGAGGAGGUUUUGCCAUCCUCCUCUAUUUUGCACCGUGAACUUUCAAACACACUCAUCUAUUCCACAUUUUAAGAUGUAACUUUUGGUUAAAGGGAGUGGGAGUUUGGGUGGUUUUAAAUCAAAAACAUUUACUAGAGGCUUUGCCUUGUUUCCACAGAAUUUUUUUUUGAAUCUAAUGAAUUCUGUCUGAACCAUGAAUAAAGAGAAACAAUGCAAAGGGUA
Molecule: messenger RNA, 1000 nt
Organism: Corvus hawaiiensis (hawaiian crow)
Lineage: Eukaryota; Metazoa; Chordata; Aves; Passeriformes; Corvidae
Gene: SYNJ2BP
Product: synaptojanin 2 binding protein
Exons: 4
Coding region: 90-536 (148 amino acids)
Molecular function (GO): protein binding
Source: RefSeq, a predicted model, not a curated record